Messenger RNA from Perca flavescens (yellow perch), 995 nucleotides. RefSeq lists its product as uncharacterized. NCBI's taxonomy places the organism in Eukaryota, Metazoa, Chordata, Actinopteri, Perciformes, Percidae. The record is from RefSeq and is a predicted model, not a curated record. Bases 103 to 975 code for a protein of 290 amino acids. The transcript is spliced from 5 exons. Gene Ontology annotation, biological process: immune response-regulating signaling pathway.
GUUUCAGGUGCGCUACAGAAGCCCCAAAUCACUUUCAGUCCGGCUCCGGAGGUAAACUGGGGUGAAAGAGUUGAGAUCACCUGCAGUGUAGUAACAGAGCACAUGGGUGGGACAUUCGUCCUUAAAAAGACUCAAGGAUCAUUUCAAAUGGAAAAAAUCUCAGAGAACGAAGCUGCAACAUUUAUCUUACCUAGAGCGGACUUCAGCCAAAGGGGGUCAUACUUCUGUGAAUAUCAGAAGAAAUUACCCAAUCAAGUCAUCUAUUAUCCUCAAGGAAAUACUGCUGAGCUCUCUGUCAAAGUGAAAUUGGAGAAGCCCAGCAUCUCCCUGACAUCUCCACAUGCAAUGGUGAUCUACAGCCCUGACAAAAUAUCGGUCACCAAAGGCAGCAGCUUCUCCAUCACAUGCUCCAUUCACUCUACAUAUCCGGGAGGUUUCUUCUAUCUGACAAAGUCUAACAAGAGCACAGUUGCUUCAUUGCCAGCAUUUGGCCACUCUAUCUUCUACAUGGCCUACUUUGAAUUCCCUGCGCUCGAUUAUACAAACCAAGGAGAGUAUAACUGUGUCUACGGGCUUAACAUUUCCUCAAUGUCCUUCUGUUCUCUUCCCUCCAAGUCACUUCAAGUCACUGUAAUUGCAACUUCAUCCUCUUCAGUGGUCUCAGGACUAGUGGGUGGGCUGGUGGUGUUGGUACUCGUGCUGGUUAUAGGUUACCUGGUCUGGAGAAGAAGAAGGCAAGGUGCUGGUACCAUUGUUCAGUUUAGUAACAGGUUUGGAGGAGCAAUAAAGCAGGACGUGGAUGAAAGGAGUAAUGGAGCAUUUGAUGGAAGAAUCCACAAUACCCAAGUGAAUGAGAAUGCACAGAGUAGCAGCCCGGAACACAACAAUGCUGAUGUUGAUAACUCUGUUGAGAGGGUCCCUGAAGACCUGGCUGGGAGAGUGUGUUAUGAGCUUCAACCACUCGUUCUCUCGUGAUAACAAAAGGCUUCAAGGAA